Molecule: messenger RNA, 1677 nt
Organism: Phytophthora sojae
Lineage: Eukaryota; Oomycota; Peronosporomycetes; Peronosporales; Peronosporaceae
Exons: 2
Coding region: 1-1677 (558 amino acids)
Source: RefSeq, a predicted model, not a curated record
AUGGCACAGAAGAAGUAUUUCCGGUGGGGCAAAGGGGCAUCGAGCUGUAGACAUCAGACUGUGGUGGAAGUGUUGACCAUUCCUGAUGGUGCUGACGUUGGAGACUUUCAGAAGGGAGUGUACAAGGAAUAUGAGCGUUCUCUUCCACGUGAAAUUCGCGCCUCAGCCCUGAAAGUUUUCGCGAGCUGCGACGCGAAGACACCUCUGGAAAUCGGCGAAAGUUUGGAUCUCUACGGAGUGAAUGAAGAUAACCCGCUCCUCGUGGAAGAGCCCGAGGUCUGGUAUAAGCUAAUGGAAGCCGGCAACAACACGCCGUUCGCAGGCACCAGCGUGGACUCAGUCUCACUGACCGAGGACAACACAGUGAAGGAUAUGCGGAAUGCAGUGUUUGCUGCAUGUCAAGCCAUUCUCCCCGGUAGGGUGCCAAGUCAACUCGUGCUUUUUAAGGACCAGACGGCAUAUAAUUCAAGUGAGCCUUUGGCUGUCGAGUCACGUUUAAAGUCGCUUGGGCAAACAAAGGAGACUACGGUCAUCGUGACGGUUCCUGUGACGACGGUACGGACGAGAUCUCGGGAGGAGCCGAAAGAUGAAGUUGAUGAGGCUCCAGCGAAACGUAGAAAAGCGAGCGCUUCUAGCAGCAAGUGGCAAUGGAAAGACGAAGAGGAGGAGCCAGUCUAUUCUGUCGAGGGAGGCAAACUGUUUUUCAUGAGCCAAGAUCGUCCGACGCUAGAGCUUCUCGAAUCCUACCACGGCAACUACAAUUGCGCAAAAAGGGGCGAAGGCAACGUGGUGAUCCCUCUGAUAGACCAUAUCCCCGGCCUAGGCAAGUCUACGUUCAGCCAAGAGUUUAUUCGGACAUGCCGACAGAGAAUGGAUAGGUUCGCGGAUGCCUCCAUUAUGCAGAGCAGCUUUAUGGAUACUAAUCUGACGAUCGAGGUUGGUCCAUUGUUCAUCGUGAUCGAGAUUGGCAAGGCAUUUGAAGUCGACCUUGUUGACAUCGAGAAGAAGGACCGGUCCAUUGAGUUCUGCCACGAUAUUUUGAUGCCUUUAUUUUCGAUUGAGAAGCUGUUUUUCUUGGUUGCUGGCUGGGCGCCUUUCCUGAGCUUCGUACCAGAGGGGUCGAGUGGUGAUCGGCUAGAGUUUCGACGACUGAGCUUGGAUUUAAUGCAGCCGUCUGUAAUCGAGGAAGUUAUCGAGAAUACGCAUUGGGACGAUAACAAAACGGAGACUAUCCAGGCGCACUGCAAGCUUGAUGACGGUCAAGCGGCCAAAAGUGCUCAUUACCUCUACCAAAUAGUUUUCGGCCACCCACGAUCACUUCUUCAUGCCUUUAGAACUUGCCACUCGUACGAUGAACUCGUUGCGUACGAGCCGCCAGAUCAACCGGAGGCCCUCGCUGAUGGGGAGCACAACGGGGAGCGCUUGAAGCAGUUCGCGACACCGCUAAAAGCGUUCGUGGACAGUUUUCGAAGAAAUGUGCCGAUUGAUCUGUCAGCGACCUGCAAGGCUGGAGACGGGAAAACGAUCACGUACGCCGCUAUCGCAUACAUUUUUGGGAUCGACUGGGAGGGAACCUUACAUCGGGCGACGCUGUACAUCCCGGCGUAUAUCCGACGCGUGCUGUACCUCUCCUACUUCUCGUUCCGAGAGAUGGUUGUGCAAUUCGGAGGCAACUAA